UCGGCACUCAGUUCGCACCGCGCGCUGCCUCCCCUCGACGACCGCGUGCCUGUACCGCCGCGCCGCGCCAAACUUACAAACUCACUCUCCAAAACCUGUUCCCGACACAAAAAACAUCUAUUACGAAACAAGAUUCACUUCGAAGCUCCCUCGAUGACCUGAGACGGUCCGCGUUCGCAUCUAAAAACUUUAUCGUGCCCGUGAAAACUCGGACGAAACUUUUAAAAGUUUUCGACGUGUGUAAGCUCCGGUCAUGGUUACCCGAAGUUCUCAAUAAACCGGUCGUUGCGAAACGCCGGCUCGUGUUAGAGACAGGGGCGCAGACAAUGUGCACCAAUGUUUAGGAAGGGGCGCAAGGUCCGCUACAUCCGCGUGAUCCUCAAGGCAGGCGCGUGGAAGCGCGUGCCGAUGAAGCUGCUGAAGUGGCGCCGCAGCAUGCCGUCCACCAAGCGAUACGACCUCGUGCCCAACGACGAGUACGAUACCAGGAUCCCUUUGCAUCCCGACGAGGCCUUUGAGUACGGGAUCACUUUUCAUGCCAAGUAUAUCGGGACGAUGGACGUGCCUCGCCCAACGAGCCGAGUUGAGAUCGUGGCUGCUAUGCGCCGCGUCCGUUACGAGUUCAAGGCGAAGGGCGCGAAGAAGCGAAAGGUGACCGUGGACGUGUCCGUGGACGGCGUGCGCGUCACCACGCGAACUAACUGUUCUAACCAGAAGAAGCGGUCUCGUUUCUUCAGUCGCAACAAGAAGUCUACAACUGAGUGCAUCGAGAUUAUGCACCAUCCGAUAUAUCGCAUCUUCUACGUAUCGCAUGACAGCUCCGACCUUAAGAUCUUCUCGUACAUCGCCCGUGACGGUGCCACAAACGUCUUCAAGUGCAACGUCUUCAAGAGUACGAAGAAGAGCCAGGCCAUGAAGAUCGUUCGCACUGUAGGCCAGGCCUUCGAAGUGUGCCACAAGAUGCAGGCAAACCCUCACGAAAAUCCCGUACCCUCCACCUCCUCAGCGCCAGAUGAGCUUGCCGCCGCCGAACUCGCCAGCGAGCCUCCGCCGUCCAAAGAGCCCGAGACGGAGUGCGGCGUUUCGGAGCCGGGCAGCGCCGCGUCCAGGGCCGCUGAAGAGCCGCGCGGCGUCCACGGUGCGGCCCAGCGGCCCAAACACUUGGACCUGCUGCCACCACCGCCGCAGAAAGAAGUAAAACGCUCCACACAGAUAGCCAAACCAGUGCCGAGUAUCAACCUUCCAGAACUGCCGGAAUGCGUCACCAAAGUGGACACCACCAACCUGUCGGAGGGUGAUGCCGUGACCCCUCUUAGUGCGCAGCACCAUGUCCAAUUGUUGCGCGAGCGGCUUGAGCAGCAGGCGCAACAGACGCGUGCAGCGGUUGCGCAACUGUUGCUGUUGCGCGACCAGCUCGCCGCGGAACAGGCGGCGCGAUGCGAGGCCCAAGCUCGCACCCAUCAACUGCUGAUUCACAAUAAGGAGUUAUUAGAACAUAUUGCCGCUCUCGUCGCACACUUGCAAGAGAAAGAGAAAGGGAACAGCCGACCAAUCAGCGCUCAGCAACUAACACUGUUGCCACAGAUAAGAGCCGCGGCUGGAGCAAGCGAUGCCGUCAUGGAGACUGUCUCCCCCUGCAACGGAAACUGUCGACCGUUCACCAGCGAGGCUCUGAUCGAAUUCAUCGCUCAAAGUAACAAAAUGAACCAGAACGUCGAGAAUAACAACAUCAAUCUGUCGAACUGUCGCCUCGACGCAACUGCGACCGACAAACUGGAUGGUGCUGGCUUGUCGCCGAGCUUCGGGAACAUGACCAACGACCAGAUCCAGAACUACUUAAUAUCGAAGUUCCGAGAUAUGCCCUUCACCAACGGCACGGAUGUACAACCAAGAACCAACAAACAUUUCUUCCAAAACUGCAAAGCGUUCCCGCACAUCCCGCCCCUGAGCCAUCAUUGCAGCAACUCCGACCUAGCGAGCCUUCUGCGCCAACAGUGCUCCGCGGACAAGUCGAGUUCGAGUGACGAGCUGGGCGCCGUAGCGCAGGCGAUGAGCGUGGGGCACUCGCAGAACUCGCUGUACAGCACCAGCCAGCCCACGACGUCCAAGGACUCCUCGCCCGACAGCUCGAGCUCCGACGAGGCCGUCCCGUUCAUCAUGCCGCUGUCGCACAACGGCACGCUCACGGCGACCGGCGAGGAUGGCCGCGUGCGGCUCAUCGUGCCCGUCAGCCCGUCGAGCAGCGCCGCCGGCCUCACCGAGCCCGCGCCGACCGUCCGCCCGACGCCGGUCGGCGCCACGCUGCAGGUGCCGGCGCCGGCCGCUCCCAUCACACGCUCGACCAGCGAAAAAGUACCAAAUCGGAGCGAAAUGAUGACCGCGCUCCGAUCACAAUGGACGAGGCACACCACGAAGUAAAUUAGUUCAUUAAAAAAAAUUGAGUCCAGUUACCUAAGUUUUUUUUACCCGAUUACGGCGAAGCCCAAAUGGAAGAAUAUGUUUUUAAGCUGUAUUUAUGAAUGUAUGUCCGUUCCUAUGUCUGCUCGUAACUUCUCAACGGCUCAACCGAUUUUGAUGAAUGAUACCUCACUAGAUUCGUCUUGAUGACGCGAGUGGCUACAUAAAUCAAAAAAAUCAAAAUAGCCGAUUUUAUGCGCUUUAAUGUCCGGGCUGAAAAAGUCGCAGUCGGGGGUUUUUGAAAAUUUUUUAAAUUACAUGUUUUUUUUAAGUUGGUCCCUCUCCCCGUUAAAAACGGUGCUAUACAAACGUCGGUGUUUGAAUAGGGAGUAUUGAGAGAAGAGUUGAGACUAAGAAUGUGCCAAACCCAAUCUUGAUCUAUCCAGAGAUGGAUGAAGAUGAUCUAAAGAUGAAAAUUAAAUAAAAGCGAAGCAGAAAGACGCAUUCGAAGGUACCUAUACAAAUCGUGAAAUUGGAACAAACUGUCUUCUAGCUGCGCCAAAUUCGUAGUCUGUAGUUUGUACCUAGAUAGCAACCUAAUUUACAUAUCAAAUGUAAUCUAGUCCGACAUAUUCUUAGUUUAAUACGUCUGCGUCCCUUGCAUAUCUUAAUUUAUCAUAUCAUAAACCGAAUCUAGUACUUAAUUUUGUAUUCAUGAUAUCGCUGUGGGAACUUACUUGAACCAUAUCGAUAUUGUGUUCUGGACUAUAAGUUUAUAUUUAUACGUAUAUGCAUAUUUUUAAAAGUGCUAUAUAGUAUUUAAUUGUAACUUAUAAAUGUCAGUAUAUUAUAUUAACUACCAAUUAUUUUUGAAUGUUAUACCUGAAUCCAAUUCAACAGAUAUUUUAGGUAGGUAUACGUAAUGUCCAUAUCGUAUUUAUUAUACAUAAUAGAUAAUUACAGUAGUUUAGUAAAUCAUAAUAAUUAUUCGGAAACAUUUUGUAUAUUUUUAAAACAAAAACUUCAGUACCUACUCAGUUACGUAUCAUUUAAAAUGUAACAAAUUCAUGCCAAAGAUUAAGUACCAAAGUCCUAUUUUGUUCUAGUAAAAAGAAAUAUUAGGAUAGUUCUAUUAGCUAUAAGCUGGUUAGAUAUACUAAUAAAAGAGCCUAGAAACAGUAUUAGGGCUUCAAUCAUAAAAUGUAGAAACCCUGAAUCUUUCAGUUAUAAAUUGGUGAAAUGUAUAAAUAUAUUAUAUUGUAUCACUAUUAUGUCUAGAUUUUAUGUUGAAUACAUAACAGGUAGAAUAAGAACCCAGGACCGCCAGAGUUACUUAUUUUCUGAGAAACUAAAUGUGUGGGAUAGUGUAUUACUUUCCGUUGGAGGUAACUUAUACCAAAAGUUAUUUAUUAAUUUUAUCUUAAUCGUAUUUUUUAAGAUACUCAGACUUUUUUAAAACUCUUUAAAAAAUGUAUAAAAAUCAACACUCAGACUAAGAGAAGCGAGUAAUGUUUGCACGUAUCUUUAGCAGCUGAUGUCUCUAAAGUCGUCCGCACAACCUAGCAGUUAUGCGUACAUACGCUAGAAGUACACACUAACACUAGGUACGCUAUCCCACACAUUUCGUUUAGCAGAAAAUAAGUAAUGUCUGGCGGUCCUGGGAUCUCGGACCAAAGGAGGCAAUUGCAGUUACUGUAUGUCAUGUAGAAAAUGUAAGUUCACAGUAUUAUUAAAUUAUAAAUUGUGAUACCACUUCUCUCGCCAUAUUAAUUUGAGCAUAAAUAAGUGUACCCGUUUUGUCAAUUUUACUAUAUAUAUGUUAACUUUUUAAAUCUUAGCUGAUGCCCGCGACUUCGUCCGUGUGAACAGAUGCGUGAAGAUUGACUCUAUGCCGCAUCUUUGACCAUUUGAUACAAUAUGAAAGUAAGGAAAAAGAAAUUGUACAGAUUUAUUUUAAUUAUCCUCGAGCUUCGAACAACAAUUUUAAAUCGGUGUUGAAUAUACAGGUAGGUCUAGGUAAUAAAAUUUGAAAUCACCGUCAGGGCCGGCACAC
Messenger RNA from Maniola jurtina (meadow brown), 4450 nucleotides. Its product is annotated as carboxyl-terminal PDZ ligand of neuronal nitric oxide synthase protein. The transcript has 11 exons. The record is from RefSeq and is a predicted model, not a curated record. Bases 337 to 2418 code for a protein of 693 amino acids. NCBI's taxonomy places the organism in Eukaryota, Metazoa, Arthropoda, Insecta, Lepidoptera, Nymphalidae. Gene Ontology annotation, molecular function: nitric-oxide synthase binding.